ACCCACAAAUCUUUGUAGCGAUGGAGGCCGUGUAUUCUAAUAACAAAACGCCCAUCUUGUUUCUAAUCAUUUUAGCCACCUCGGCACUAGGCCAAGGUACAAGAGUUGGGUUCUACCGGACCACAUGCCCAAAGGCAGAAAUCAUCGUGCAGUCUGUGGUCCAGUCUUUCGUCAACUCCAACCCCACAAUUGCACCUGGUUUAUUAAGAAUGUUCUUCCAUGAUUGCUUUGUCCGUGGUUGUGAUGCAUCUAUCCUGUUAGACGGUUCUUAUGCUGAAAAAACUGCACCUCCUAAUUCCCGAUUGAGAGGCUUUGAAGUCAUCGAUGCAGCAAAGUCCCAACUCGAAACCAUCUGUCCUGGGGUGGUCUCCUGUGCUGACAUUCUUGCCCUUGCUGCUCGUGAUUCUGUGGUGCAAAAUGGGGGCUUCUGGUGGGAAGUGCGUACAGGUCGCAGAGAUGGAUUAGUUUCACUGAAAUCUGAUGCUACAAAUUUGCCCGGUAGAAAGGACUCCAUUGAAGUUCAAAUUAGAAAGUUCGCUGAAAACGGACUUAACAUUCAAGAUCUAGUAACCCUUACUGGAGGGCAUACGAUUGGAACAGCAGCCUGUGCAUUAUUCUGUUCCAGGUUAUACAAAUUCAAUAACACCAAUGGACCCGAUCCAGCUAUCAACCAAACGUUCCUUCCCCAUCUUAGAAGUCUGUGUCCACAGGGUGGCGAUGGUGCAAAGCGCGUCGACCUAGAUACAGGCAGUGUAUACAAAUUCGACAUUUCAUACUAUGAAAACCUAAAGAACGGGCGGGGAAUACUUCAAUCAGAUUCACAGCUAUGGAGUGACCCACGAGCGCAAAGGUUUGUGGAAUGGUUUCUUGGAGGGGGUAGACAGCAACAAUCAAAAUUCAGUGUCGAGUUCGGGAAAUCAAUGGUGAGGUUGGGUGAUGUUGGGGUGAAGACUGGGGAUAACGGAGAGAUUCGUAGGGUUUGUUACGCAAUUAAUUGAUCAUUGAUGGACGCGCCGAUUAAAUCAACAUGUGUUGUAUAGACAUGUCAUAUGUUCAUUUUAGUAUUUCAUUGAAUUACGAGAACUUCUUUCGUAGGGUUGGAUUUCAUUGCACGUGAACACGCUAUAUAUAGCAUGGAUAUACGAUAAUAACCUUUUGUGCUUUUAUGAAUAAGAGUUGGACCUCCUCCAUCAAGAUACUCGAUGGGGCUAGCUAUUUGACUAUUGGUAAUUAAGCAAUUGUAAUAGAUGGAAAAAGUAAUACUGGAAUUCUGUUUCAGCUAUCCACGAGAUUAAUGACCAUAUUA
Messenger RNA from Lactuca virosa, 1306 nucleotides. The record is from the annotation of a GenBank genome assembly. NCBI's taxonomy places the organism in Eukaryota, Viridiplantae, Streptophyta, Magnoliopsida, Asterales, Asteraceae.